AUGGUAACAAAUCUGCGGGAACAUAACAUUGUUAACGCUAUCAUAACCCGAAGUGGAAAGUCAACGGAGAUAAACAGUGUUGAAAAAGAUGGAUUGUUAGAAGUGGAUUUAGAAAUCAAGGAAACCAAGGACCAAGAUGAAGAAGUGAUACUACCACCUGUCAAGGAAAAAGAGAAGGUUUCAAAACCAAUCAUCAAACUCCCUUACCCUCCAAGACAGAAAAAGAAAGAUCAACAUGAGAAAAUUUUUGAGAGGUUCCUGGAAAUGUUCAAAAAACUAGAAAUAAACAUCCCUUUUUAUGAGGCAUUAGAACAAAUUCCAAUACAUGCCAAGUUCAUGAAAGACAUCAUCUCCAAGAAGCAUUCCACUGAUAUAGACCCGAUCAUCCUAACUGAAACAUGCAGUGUCAUUCUCCAAGGCAUGAAAAUCCCAGUGAAAAACAAAGACAGGGGAUUGGUUACUAUUCCAUGCACUAUUGGCAUCGACACUGUUCAAGAUACUCGAAUGACACUUCAGUUUGCGGAUCGCUCUGUGAGGCGACCCUAUGGGAUUGUAGAAGAUAUUCUUGUAAAAAUUGACAAGUCCAAAAUACCCCCGAGGAGAAUUCUCACCGGAAAGCAACAGCUUGCGGAGAUGGCAAAGUCACGAAAGUGA
Messenger RNA from Lathyrus oleraceus (garden pea), 654 nucleotides. RefSeq lists its product as uncharacterized. The record is from RefSeq and is a predicted model, not a curated record. The coding region runs from base 1 to 654 and encodes 217 amino acids. NCBI's taxonomy places the organism in Eukaryota, Viridiplantae, Streptophyta, Magnoliopsida, Fabales, Fabaceae. The transcript is spliced from 3 exons.